This is a messenger RNA of Leptinotarsa decemlineata (Colorado potato beetle), 1075 nucleotides long. RefSeq lists its product as uncharacterized. The record is from RefSeq and is a predicted model, not a curated record. Gene Ontology annotation, molecular function: N,N-dimethylaniline monooxygenase activity; flavin adenine dinucleotide binding; NADP binding. Lineage: Eukaryota; Metazoa; Arthropoda; Insecta; Coleoptera; Chrysomelidae.
GACAAAUUUACCCAAAGAACUGAUGGAAUUCGGAGGUUUCCCAUACAAAGAACCUGAUCACUCCUUUAUAUCACACGAAGAUGUAUUUAAGUAUAUAUCGGACUACGCUGAAGCCUUCAAUUUACUGCCAUUCAUCAAGUUUUAUCAUAACGUAGAAGGAAUUGCCCCUCUUCCUUAUGAAAAAUGGAACAUAAAAAUAAGAAAACUAAAAAGUCAAGAAGAACUAGAUAGAGAAUUUGACGCAGUAGUAGUAUGUGUAGGAACCUUUUCAGUUCCUUCCAUCCCAAAAUUGAAAGGUCUCGAUACAUUCCAGGGCUCAGUAAUUCAUAGUCACAUCUACAGAAAUACUGAUCCGUUUAUGCACAAGAAGGUUUUGAUCAUUGGUUCCGGACCAUCCGGAGUAGAUAUUGGCAAGCGUAUAGCCGCAGUAGCUGAUAAAGCAAUUUUAUCUCACAGAAGUAAGCAGGAAUCAGUACUGAAAAAGCUUUCUGAGAAUUUGAAAAUCAAACCGGAAAUUGAGGAAUUUAGAAAUAAUAGUGUGAUGUUCAAGGACGGUUCAGAAGAAGAAUUAGAUGCUGUUGUAUUAUGUACAGGUUAUCUUUAUACUUACCCUUUCCUUUCGCCAGAAUGUGGAAUAGAAGUAGAGGAAAACUGGGUGAAAUAUUUAUACAAACAUAUAAUAAAUAUUGAACAUCCCACAAUGGCAUUCCUUGGAAUACCCUUUCGGAUAUUUCCAUUUGCCAUAUUUGGAUUACAGGUGAAGUUUUUUCUUGCCCUAUUAGAAGGAAAAAUCAAUACAACCAGGGAUGAAAUGAUGAAAGACGUACUGAAAAAUGUGGAGAGUGUUCGAAAACCUACGAAUCGUUAUGCUCAUGAGUUGACUCUGGACCAAGUUGUUGAAUAUCUCGAUGACUUAGCAGAAACAGCGGGAAUCGAAAAAAUCAGACCAGUCCUCAACAAACUUUUCAAGCACAUACAAACAGAAAGAGUUGGUCAAAUAGAUAGUUCAUAUAAAUUAGUUGACGAUGAAAACUUUGUAGAAAUUUACUAAUAAAUUUUUUAAUAUUAUGUCUCA